UUUUUUUUUUCAAGUGCAUUAUAUAUCCUAUAUUAUUAUACGUGAAUAUAUAACAUAUAUAUAAUAUAUUUUAUAUAUUUAUAUAUAUAUAUAUAUAAAGAUAUCUUCUUUAUUCAGUUAUAGCUAUUAUAUAAAUGUCAAUUUUGCCAAGAAGAAGAGAUCAUGAUUCUGAAGAUGACAAAUCGGAAAUUUCUUACAGCAACUCAUCUGCAUCUGAUGUAAACAAUUCUUAUAGCGAUUAUUCUGAUGAUAAUUUAAGUGAAUAUACAGUAGAUUAUGAUUCUGAGUAUGACUCUUAUUACACAACUGAAGAGGAAUCCUCUGAUGCUGCUGCUGCUGCUGAUGACGGUCAUGAAAAUAAAAACAACAAGGAUGACAAUCACGAAGCAAAAGAAGUGACUGAUGAUGCUUUGAAAUCUAAAAAUAAUCAAAAAACAACAAAGGAUAAUAAUAGCAGUAGCUCUCAAACAACACAACCUAAUCAUACUAUUGAAAAGGAGCAAAUAAUAGAAUAUGAGUAUGAUGAAGACAUUCAAGACUUGAAGGAAAAACGUAUACAAGAACACCGGGAAUAUCGUAGAAAAUUAGCAGAGGAUCCUAGCUUUGUACCUUAUUUAGGAUUGUUUUGGAGUCAUGAUGAUAGAUACCGUGAAGAUACCUUGAUCCACCAUGAUAAAUGCCCACCAGGUGAAAACUCAUCCACCAAGAAACCUUUUUUCAGUAAAAAUAAGACACAUAAAACCUCAUUGCAAAAGGAGCAUGAUUUAGACCCUUUGAUGCACAAAAAAUGGGACCAUAGCGGUUGGGAGGAAUUGCUUCGGUUAGAAGAGGAGGACGAACGAAGAAAACGUGAACGAUCUAAUAAGGUUGAUGACAAUAAAUCCUAUCGUAAUAAUAAAGGAAAUCGUACUAGGCAGUGGUUUCAUCAUAACAAUCAUGGUCAGCAACGAUGGAAGGAAUCAGCCACAGUAAAGAAAGAUUCUAAAUUUAACCAUACACCUUCUUCCUCUUCUCGUAUCCAAUCUUGUGAAUACGCAACCAGUUCUUGGGGGAAAUCAAUUGAUGAAGGGAUUGAAUUAGCUUGGAUGUCAUCUGUUUCUUCAGAAAACAAAAACCAUGAUCCACAGUCUAUUUCUGAUGCCAAUGUGAAAGUGAUAGAUAAUAAUAAUAAUAAUAAUUCUACUCAUACUAUAGACAGCACUAUUGAUUCGGUGACUACACCAAAUGACGACUGGGAAGAGCCUGUUUUGGAGAAAAAAGAAGAUAGCGGCUGGGGAGAGCCUCCGAAUACUGCUAAUGAAGCCAUAGAUGGCUGGGGAGAGCCUCCUAGUACUGUUGAUAAAGCCAUAGAUGGCUGGGGAGUGGCUGAAGCUAGUUCUAAUGAUUGGAAUGAAACUCCACAGGAAACAGAUGACCGGGGAUCAAAAACACAUAGCAAUUCAAAUCAAGGAUGGAAUACUUCUGUUGCUAUUGAGACGAAUUAUACUGACAAUAUCAAUGACGAUUGGGAUUCUUGUAAGCAACAAUUUGUCAAGGAAAUGAGUGAAGAUCAUAUAUCUAAUGAGAAAAAGAAAUCCCCUUCAUGGCCCAAUACUAAAUCCAGAUCAUAUAAAAAUAAUAAUACUUGGAACAAGAGCAAUAGUUCUUAUAAUAAGAAUAGUCAUUAUAAUGAAAACAACAAGAAUGGUCCAAAAAAUCAUAAAUCUGCUUAUAAAAAUUCUUCACGAGGCUAUUACUCAAGUAAAAAUAAAGAUUAUAAUAAUAAAAAUCAAAAUUGGGGCAAUUCACCAAAAGCAGAUGAUAAUACAUGGAAUGAGACAAGCGAUCAAUAUUGGGAUGAAAAACAUAUUGUUGAGUCUGCCACUAGAGAUGAUGAUGGCUGGGGUACUCCUUCUGUAAAUACUGAGAGUUGGCCAGAAUCAUCUGUAAAACCUGUUACCACGCUAUAUAAUGAUAAGAAUACGACUAUCGUAAAGACAGAUGAAAAUGUGAAUGGAUGGGGUAAUCCUGUCAAUACUGAUACUAUAACAGAAUCUCAGGGCUGGGAAAAUAAAGCCUCAACUACCUCUGAAUCAACUAGCUGGAAUCAAUUUAAUAAAAACGAAUGGCAUGAAGUCAAGAAUGAUACAACGACUGAUGAAUACAAGUCAAAUUGGGAAACGCUUAAUACUGCUGUGAACCCUGAAAACUCAGAAUGGAAUGAUAAAGAUAACCAAGAACAACUUACAUCAUCUACUUGGAAGCAUAACAAAAACAUCAAACGGACAUCGCAUGAAAAUGAUUGGGAUACAACCUCUAUUACACCACAAAAUGGAUCUAAUAGUCAUUUUUCAACUAUAAAAGAACAGGAGUAUCCUAUUAAAAAGGGACGUGGUUACUUAUCCCAAAGAGCAGAAACCUUUUCCAACCCUUCAGCUUCAAAUAAUAAUACUCCUCUUAGUCCCAUUUCUGAUGAUGAUAAAGGACAAAGAUUAGAACAACAAACAACGGAAGUGCCAUACUCUUCUUCUGAAAAGGCCUCACCUUUGAUUGCAAAUAGCAAAGAUUAUCAAAAAGAAUCCUCUUUAUGGAUCUCUUCUGAUAGAGAUGAUGAUUCGGAUGUAGAGAUUAUUUUAGAAGCUCAAGAUGAACCAGACUGGGCUAGAAAUAAUGAGCAAAUCCUUGGUAUGACAGGACCAGAUAGUAUUCCACCUCAAUUUGAAAAAUCAGAAAUAAUACGCCAUCAUGAGGCAACAGCAGCACCUUCCAAGUCCUCUCCAACUACUAAAUCUGGGCUUUCUCCUAACGCAAAAGAAUAUAUACAUCAUUCACCUAUAUUAAGUACACAUAUAAACAAUAAGAAUGUAUCCUCUCAGAAUAAAUCCUAUAAUGACAAUUCUUAUAACUCUGAAUACCCUAAUCGAUACAACAAAUAUCACAAUAAUGAAAGUAAACGUGCUGAUAAAGCUGAAAAUUGGAGACAACGAAAAGAAGAGCCUAGAAAACAACAGCAACAACCAUUUUAUCCUAAUUUUUAUCCUCCCUAUCCAUAUAAUGGUGCAGCCAAUGUAUAUAUGCCUAUGAUUCCCAAUAGCAAUGGCAAUGUAUAUGCCGUGCCUUACCCUAUAGGUUAUCGUAAUAACGAAACAUCUGCUCCUCAUGAUAAAUAUUAUUUACCUGCAGCAAAUGGUAUUUCAUUACCACCUGGCUAUGAAGCAAACGGCAUGAUAUAUUAUGGAAUAGAUACAUCUACUAUGUAUCCAUCUUCUUCUGCACCUUUUUACUAUUACCCCAUGCCCGUAAUACCUCAGAGCCAAUAUCAUAAGGAAGGAAAAGAUAAUUAUGAUAACGAUGAAAAAUUAAAUAACAGCUGUUCUAAUAGUGAUGAAAAAGAGGAAUGUUAAUUAAUGUAGAAAAAAAAAAGUAUUAUAUAGAUACAUAUAUGUAUAUGUAUAUAAUGUAUACACAUAUAAAAUUAUAAAUUUAUUAAAUAAACAUUAUUUUUUCUUAAAUCUCCUUGUUGUAUCCUUUUCUCUGUCUACUUUUGCAGCUAAUUUACCAAAUACGAUAUAAGCUAGUCCAAUACUACACAAUAUAAGCCAGAAUAAAGGUGUUCUA
Messenger RNA from Cokeromyces recurvatus, 3597 nucleotides. RefSeq lists its product as uncharacterized. Lineage: Eukaryota; Fungi; Mucoromycota; Mucoromycetes; Mucorales; Mucoraceae. The record is from RefSeq and is a predicted model, not a curated record. The transcript is spliced from 4 exons. The coding region runs from base 135 to 3383 and encodes 1082 amino acids.